AUGGAUAUAGUAAUACCGGAAGGUGAGUAUGAAGGGGAUUUGUUUGAAAAUCACCGUGGACACGCCGUCUUUGAGGCUGUAAAUGAGCUGAGACGGCUGGGAUACGGGUUUGACGACAUUCUCAGACAGUCUGGGUGCGAUCGAGCGUUUCUGGAAGGCAUCUUCCAGACAAUGAAGAUACCUCUACAAGAGCGUCGCCAGACAAAGCCGUUUCACACAAACGACUGGAUAGACCAGCUGGUGUUAGAGGUGAGCGAGGACGAAGAGCCAGAGGAGGCAGAGCCAGCCAGCUUGAAGGAAAAGCAAGACGAGAUCCACCGGAUGAGAGAGUACAUCAGAGAGUUGGAAAGCCGACGAGCGCCUCAGCCCGUGCCCAGGGAACCCAAAAUGGUCGAAAUGGAAGCACUUCGGAAGAAACUGAACUCUGCCAACAGGACCGCGCUCGCUCUCAAUGAAACCAUCCGGAAGCUGGACUUCCAACUGAAGCUGAAGAAAACCGACCUGGACAAGACCUUGAAAGAGAUCGAGGAACUUGAGGAUCGCAUUGAAGCACUUCGGGCUUCGACCCAGCCCAAUGAACCUAGCGAAGUACUAGAGCUUUAG
Molecule: messenger RNA, 603 nt
Organism: Ogataea parapolymorpha DL-1
Lineage: Eukaryota; Fungi; Ascomycota; Pichiomycetes; Pichiales; Pichiaceae
Exons: 1
Coding region: 1-603 (200 amino acids)
Source: RefSeq, a predicted model, not a curated record